UUAUGACGAAUGACUUAAUAAACAUUAUAAAAAGUUCUGAAAUAUCAGUAAAUAAUUAUUCCCUAAAGAUCUAUGAGCAAGAAAUUCAAUAUUUCGUUUUAAAACAAUUUAUAUAAUAUGGAAAUUAUUAAAAAUAAUUUCCACGAACUUUUCCCCAUCGUCCAAGAAGCUAUUGAAGGAGCCGAUUUUAUAGCUAUUGACACUGAGUUGACUGGCUUGAACGAAAGCAUUGAGAGAAUAAAAACUUUCGAUGAUCCACAGUCAAGAUAUACAAAAGUUCGAAUUGCUGCUACAAAAUUUCUUAUAAUUCAAUUCGGGAUAUGUACUUUUACAUACUCGGAAGCGGAGAAUACUUUUAUAGCAAGACCAUUCAACUUUUAUAUAUUUCCAGCGAACUCCGAUAGGAAGGAUUACCAUGAUAUAUGUUUUAUGUGUAGUGGAUCCAGUUUACAUUUUUUAUCAAAUUGCGGAUUUGACUUCAAUAAAUUAAUCGCACAAGGUAUACCAUUUCUUAAUAAAACGGAUGAAAUUAAGCUUAUACAAAGAAGAGCUGACAUUGCACAAAGGCAAAUUGACAACCCGCUGGAUAAUGAAACAAAAGCAUUCGUAGAAAAAACUAUGUCAACUAUUGAUAAAUGGCUUUGCGAUACGAAUGAAGAAAAUUUAACAGUGGAAACUCCUAGUAUGAAACAGAAACGUUUGGUCUUUCAGGAAUACAGGCAAAGAUUCAGUGGUCUCGCGUCGGCAGAGAGCAGACCAAAAAGCGUUUUUUUCUCACGAAUGACAGAACAACAAAAGGAAAAAAAAUCAAAGGAUGAUGCGGCUGAUGCUUUGUCUGCUAGCUUAAAUUUUCGUAGCAUUAUUGAACUGUUAGUAACAUCUAAAAAACCCAUCAUUGGUCAUAAUUGCUUUUUAGAUAUGUGCCAGUUGAUACAUCAAUUCUGGGAGGAAUUACCUGAAAAAUUAAAGAUAUGGAAAAAGCUCGUAAACGAGUUGUUUGAAGUCGUUAUUGAUACCAAACAUAUAGCAGCUACCCAUAGAAGAUUACAGGAGUUGAUGCCUAAAAAUGGAGUUCAGGCUAUUUUAGAUAUUGUACAAACACCACCUUUUGAAGAAGAUUCCCCGAAAAUUGUCCUAGAUCCACAAUUCACUCGUUAUACACUAAACGAUAUAUCGCAUAAUCAUGAGGCUGGAUAUGAUGCAUACAUUACCGGAUACAAUUUUAUAAGAUUAGCAGUAUUCUUGUUAAAUGAAAAAGAGCAAGAUGUAGAUAUAUACUCUAACGUUUUCAAUGAAUUAUCGGAAUAUACUGACGAUUCAAUGAAGCAGGGACAUGAAUACAUUGAUGAAGAAAAUACGAAUUUGGUUACAAAGUUAUUUAAGACCGAGAAAUUAACGCGUUUUUAUAAUAAAUUACAUUUGUUGAGAUCUGAUUUUAAAUAUAUAUGUCUAGAUGGCAAUGAUGGAAUCCCGCCUUCUAAAUCAAACGGAUUUUUGUUAUCAAAUAUUCCUACGUCUUGUUCACAGGCGAUUCUUCAUACAAUAUUUGGUGAGUUUGGCAACAUAUUCAUUCAAUGGAUUGAUGAUACUCAUUGUUGGCUAAUAGUUAAAGAUGAUAAGAAAGUCAGAAAAGUUUCUGAAGGUUUAUUACGUGAUACCAAGUUAUUUUCAGACUAUAUGGAGAAUGGGAAAAAAUAUCAGAUAGCUCUGGAAAAGAAUAUAACAAAAGAGAUAGGAAACAUCAAGAUACUAUCUUGGAAUAAUUGGAUAAGUGCAAUAGUGAAUGCCGAUUCAGAGAUUGAAGAGGAACAAGAUCAAGAGGAUGAGGAUAAAAUAGUUAACGAUGUAAAUGAUGAGCCAAGUAGUACUACAAUUGAAGGGAUAGAAUUUGAAUUCGGAAAUAAAUACGAAACACCUAAAGAUGACGAUAAUUCAUGGCCAAACUCGAAUGAUAAUAACUCUGAUAAAUCUGAUGAAAAUACAGAAGACAUUCAGGUAAACGAUAAUAGCGAUGAUGCUAGUACAAGUAGUGCUUCUAAGAAGACUAAACUUGGAACCUUUGAAUAUCUACGUUCCCUUUUACCUUUUUCUACCUGACAAACCAAAACUCUUCAAGGUUAUCCUCCAUGGGGAUUUAUUGUACACACCUUUUAAGAAACAGAGUAUUGCUUGCAUUAUUUUAUGUCCAAAUUACUUAUUUGUAUUUACUAUUUUAGUAUUUAUAGUAUUUAUUAGUAGUCUAUAUAUAGUCUAUAAUAGACUAAUAUUAU
Messenger RNA from Rhizophagus irregularis DAOM 181602=DAOM 197198, 2270 nucleotides. The record is from RefSeq and is a predicted model, not a curated record. NCBI's taxonomy places the organism in Eukaryota, Fungi, Glomeromycota, Glomeromycetes, Glomerales, Glomeraceae.